Leptosomus discolor (cuckoo roller) is the source of this 2376-nucleotide messenger RNA. RefSeq names its product melanotransferrin (gene MELTF). Gene Ontology annotation, biological process: iron ion transport. The record is from RefSeq and is a predicted model, not a curated record. Gene Ontology annotation, cellular component: extracellular region; plasma membrane; recycling endosome. NCBI's taxonomy places the organism in Eukaryota, Metazoa, Chordata, Aves, Leptosomiformes, Leptosomidae.
UGACGUGUGCCAAGGUAAGCAAGAUAAAUUGUUGAGCAAAGUGCACCUGCAAUUGAAUGCUGCUGAUUUUCACCGAACAGCAGGCUGGGGAGAGCACACUUGCAGAAGCAUUGAUCUCUGGGGGUUCUGAAAGCUGGAAAAAGCACAAAUCCCAAAAUUCAUACCAUGAAGAGCUCCAGACAUCUCUUCUAUCUUCUCUUCUUUCGUGCUGCUCUCAGCCUGGAACGUAUCCGGUGGUGCACGGUCUCCGAGCAGGAACUUUCCAAGUGUAAUGACAUGAGUAAGGCCUUUGGUGGGGCUGGCAUCCUUCCCCCUCUGGAGUGUACAGAGGGGGGGUCAGCUGCUAACUGUACCCAGAUGAUCAAGGAUGAUUUGGCAGAUGCAGUGACGCUGGAUGGCCGUUUGAUUUACCAGGCUGGAAAGGAGCAUGGUCUGAAACCUGUGGUUGGGGAAGUAUAUGAUCAAGAAAUUGGAACUUCCUAUUACGCGGUGGCUGUGGUAAGGAAGAGCUCCAGCAUCACCAUCAACAGCUUGAAGGGUGUCAGUUCAUGUCACACAGGCAUCAACAGAACUGCAGGCUGGGAUGUGCCUGUGGGUUAUCUCAUUGACAGUGGGCGCCUGGCAGCAAUGGGAUGUGACUUUCCAAAAGCUGUAAGUGACUAUUUCAGUGCAAGCUGCAUUCCUGGAGCAAAUGGCGUAAGCUACCCCAAAUCCCUCUGUCAGCUCUGCAAAGGGGAUUCAGCUGGACAGAACAAAUGCGUACGAAAUUCUCAAGAGCGAUACUAUGACUACAGUGGGGCUUUUAGGUGUUUGGCUGAAGGUGCCGGAGAAGUCGCUUUUGUGAAGCACAGCACAGUGCCUGAAAAUACAGAUGGAAGAAGUCUUUCUUCGUGGGCCCAGCAGCUUCGCUCCCGCGACUUCCAGCUUCUGUGCCGCGACGGCAACACAGCUGAUGUGACAGAGUGGAGAACCUGCCACCUGGCCCGAAUCCCAGCUCGUGCCGUGGUUGUGCGGCCUGACACAGACGGGACAGUUGUCUUCCAGCUCCUCAACCAGGGACAACAAAGAUUUAAUGGGGUAGACAGCAAGUUUCAGAUGUUUGACUCCACAGCCUAUGGUGCCCAGAAUCUUCUGUUCAAAGACUCCACAACAGAGCUCGUUGCAAUCACCACUCAGAAUUACGAGGCGUGGCUGGGUGAUGAGUAUCUUCAUGCCAUGCAAGCCCUGAGCUGCGACCCCAACAUGUUGCCAGAAAGGCUGAACUGGUGUGUUGUAUCCACUGAGGAGAUCUGGAAAUGUGGUGAAAUGGGCAUUGCCUUUAAUAAAAAGAAUCUGAAACCAGCAAUUCAGUGUGUUUCAGCAAAGUCAAAGGAACAGUGCAUGGAGCUGAUCCAGAAGAAGGAAAGUGAUGUUGUAGUUCUGGGUGGAGCUGAUAUUUACACAGCUGGGAAGACAUAUGGCCUUGUACCAGCUGCUGGAGAAAGUUACUCUGCUGAUGACAACAGCAGUGCAUACUAUGCUGUGGCAUUAGUGAAACGGAAUCCGUCCAAUGCAUUCACCAUCAGUGACCUGAAAGGGAAGAAGUCCUGCCACACAGGACUGGGGAGAACUGCUGGAUGGAAUAUCCCCAUUGGUAUGCUAAUUAAGAGAGGCGUUAUUAAGAACAGAGACUGUAAUAUUCCUAAAGCUGUGAGUGAGUUUUUCUCCGCCAGCUGCGUGCCUUCAGCUAAGCCAGAAAAUUCCCCACCAAAACUCUGCCAACUGUGUAUUGGAGAUGAUCAUGGAAACAAUAACUGCAGUGCAAGUAGCCAAGAACGUUAUUACAGCUACAGUGGAGCCUUCAGGUGCCUGGCACAGGACUCUGGGGAUGUGGCCUUUGUCAAGCACUCGACAGUGUUUGAGAACACAGAUGGUAAAAAUACUGAUAGUUGGGCCCAAAACCUGAAGUCCAGUGAUUUCCAGUUGCUGUGUCCAAAUGGUGCCCGUGCUGAAGUGACCCAGUUUGCUGAGUGUCACCUGGCUCAGGUGCCAGCUCAGGCCAUUAUGGUUCACCCAGAUACCAGCGUUUUUGCUGUAUACGGACUACUGGACAAAGCCCAGGACUACUUUGGACAUAACAAUGGAAAUGGAUUCAAAAUGUUUGAUUCUUCAACUUUUCAAGGAAAAAACCUGAUCUUUAAGGACUCUGCUGUUGAGAUCGUGCCAGUAGGAGAGAGAAGGACAUAUGCAGAAUGGCUGGGGAGUGAAUAUAUUGAGUCCCUUGAAGGGAUACAAACACCUCAGUGCUCUGGGGCAGGUAAUAAGAUAAGACAAUACCUACUCAUGACUACUGUCGUUCCCCUUCUUACUGUAUGUCAGGUACAAGGCUUGGACUAG